Messenger RNA from Rhagoletis zephyria (snowberry fruit fly), 1451 nucleotides. RefSeq names its product tyrosine-protein phosphatase 10D-like. The record is from RefSeq and is a predicted model, not a curated record. NCBI's taxonomy places the organism in Eukaryota, Metazoa, Arthropoda, Insecta, Diptera, Tephritidae.
CUGGUGGAUAACAAACCCAGUUCGAUGAUCUGUAAGGAAGGUGCCAUCGACGUAAUCAGCAUCGGCGGCAAUGUAGUGCAUACAACUAAUACGUUCGGGGGAGGUGGGAGCACAGCGCACCAUCACAAUUCAAUCGGCGGUAAUAACUCGAUGAAUGGCCACCAUACGCUUCAACACCGGCGAAAGUCACAGCUGAUCACAUUCAGCGCAUCAUCGUGUGAUAUUAAAAAUAGCCUCAGUCACGAGAUUAUACUGGUCAAUAGUAACACCAACAGCAAUAAAAGCAGCAAUAGUAAUAGCAGUGGUGGUAAUAGUGUGAAUGCCGCCGCCAAUGGUGGGGCUACUGGCGGAAGUGGGCCACGCGGCAGCAUUGUAGGAAGCAUCAGCAAUGGCAGUGGCGCUAUUAUAAUUGGCAAUGGCAGCUGCGGUAGUAGCAGUGCUGGUGGCGGUAAUGUACGACUCAGUUUCGCCGAGGAAGAUAUCAUGAUUGUAGCACAUGCUGCUGCGGGCGAUGGCUCAGCAUCCGUUUCUGGUUCAGGCAGCGGUGGCUCCGGUUCAGGCAAUGAUGGUGACCUAGAGGAUGAUGUAUUUCGACGCCGUUCACUUGAUGUGGACGAAACAGAGGACGAUGGCCUUUUUGACGAUGUAUAUGGCACCCACAUUGAUGUGGCUCUUAAUGCGAAUGAUGAUAGCGGCGGCGGCAGCUACGAGGAUUCGCACGCAAUGCAUAGUUCCCUGGCGGGUAGUAAUCGCAAUAGUUUAGAAAAGGAUGAUGAUGACAUCGAUGCGGACGUGAUCAGCACAGACGUCAGCUGUUAUGAUCAAUUUCUGGGCAGCAGUUGCAACACACGUAAUGACGAGGACGAAAUUGCGACUCUGGUUGGUGAAGGCGAUAACUAUACGAAAUUAUGUAUAACAGAUGUGAAGGGUACAACCGCUUUAAAUGGUGUUGUUAGUGGUGGUGUUGGUGAAAACGGUGGCAUCAUAUACGCCAAUCCGUUUAUGGGUUUGUAGAAUAUCUAAAUAUGCUAAUGCUUGUUGUUUACUAUAGUUUGUGUAGUAAAUUAUUUGGUAUGUUUGUUCGUAUUUAGUUAAUUAAUUUUAUUGUUUAUAAAACAUUGAUGCCUACAAAUUGGUUACUACUUUUAUUACACACAAAUAACUACAAUUCUUAAAUCGGCUUCAGAAUAUAGCACUUCAGUUUACAUAUGUAUUCUUCAAUUUAACCGUUCUUAUCUACAAAAAGUGAAUUCCUCUCUUGAACUUGGCAUGUUUUUAAAGUAUCUCUAUUUAAAAAUAUUUGCCAAAUAAAUGUGAAAAUUGUGAUUUUGAAGCUGAGGACUCUUCCCCUCUUUAAUCAAAAGAAUUCUUGAAGUUUAAGAGGAAUGAACGCGAUAGAUAAAACUUUGAAGCUUCGUGUGACAUUUCUAACUUUCAAUCUCCUCCAAACG